AUGGUAUAUGGAAGAAAAUAUGGAAAAAACGAAACAGUAAUAAAUGAAGAGGGACUUGAACUGGAUAUUGAAGAUGAAACAUACGAUGAAGAAAACUUGGGGGAGUCGGAUGGAAACAAGUGUGAAAAGUGCAAGAAAAAACCUUUUGAAUUUGAAGUUUCGUGUAAACAUGAAAAAAAACAUUAUAAUGGUUCUCUUUGUGAAAAAUGUUCCACCAAUCAAGCAACUAUUCAAUUUAAUAAUGGUGAAGUAAACAAAAAGGCUUAUAAUGCUUUUAAUGACCAUUGUCAGAAAGAACAUCAAAAAACUUCAUCAUCCUCAGAAAGUAUUAAAAUACUUAAAAAAUAUGAAGCGAUCCAAGAAGUUAAUAAAGAUGGUUGGGAUAAGUUGGGGAAUUUUCGAGGUUUUUCUUGUCUAAUAAGUGAGGUGGAAAAUCACAUUAAAAGUCUAGGGGGCAAAAUAUUAGCGGAAAGAGGGGAAAAAGAAAAAGAGGAAGUGUUUAAAAUAUCUUGUUGCAAAUGUUCCCAAAAUGUGACUGAUAAAAAACACAUUACUAGAUUUGAAGUUGAUAAACAAGAUACUUUAACUUAUUGUGAAACGUGCUUUGCCAAAUUUAGGAGUGAUGAAUCUGCAAUCAUUAAAUGUUCUGAAUGUUCAGAUUUCGGUCAAUUAAAACCAGUUCAACGAGAAGGGAGAAUAAAAACUUCGAAUAAGUUUUUACCAGCCAAAGAAAAAGUGGAACAAGAAUUAUCUAAUCAUGAAAUCAUUUGUAAAGUUUGUUUAGAUAAAAGUAUUAAAGAUUAUGAAAAAACCAAAAAACUAGCCCUCAAAGAUUUAUCUUUUCACGAAAAGAAAGAAUGUGGAAAUAAUUCAAUAACCCCUACAAUUCCAAUUUGUUUCUCGCCUAAUAAAGGUGGUAACAAACAUGUUCCUUCGAAUUAUGUAGAUAGCAUUAAUGAAAAUGAUUUAGUAAUGGAGGAAGAUAAUGAAACGGAAGUGAUUUAUCAAGAACAAAAUUUAAAUAAAGAUAAAGAAAUCAAAACUUGA
Funneliformis geosporum is the source of this 1047-nucleotide messenger RNA. Lineage: Eukaryota; Fungi; Glomeromycota; Glomeromycetes; Glomerales; Glomeraceae. The record is from the annotation of a GenBank genome assembly.